This is a messenger RNA of Corythoichthys intestinalis (scribbled pipefish), 937 nucleotides long. RefSeq names its product chymotrypsin-like protease CTRL-1. Gene Ontology annotation, molecular function: serine-type endopeptidase activity. The transcript is spliced from 5 exons. The record is from RefSeq and is a predicted model, not a curated record. Lineage: Eukaryota; Metazoa; Chordata; Actinopteri; Syngnathiformes; Syngnathidae. The coding region runs from base 70 to 879 and encodes 269 amino acids. Gene Ontology annotation, biological process: proteolysis.
GCAGAAGUGACCUGUGGACUGGCACCACUAAACCCAAGAAUCGUCGGAGGUGACGAUGCCCCGGCCGGCAUGUGGCCUUGGCAAGUCACCAUGCACUAUAAUGGGAGACACAUCUGUGGGGCGACUGUGAUCCAUGAGGAAUGGGUGCUCACGGCAGCCCACUGCAUCCCAAGCACUGAUCUUGAGCGUUGGCUCCUCUUCUUUGGAAAACUGAAUCAGAGCGAGACCAGUCCCAAUGAAGUCAACCGCACGGUGACCCAGAUCAUUGUUCAUCCUGACUACAAUAACAUAACAAUUGACAACGACUUAACACUCAUGAAGCUUAGCAGCCCCCUCAAUUACACUGAAUUCAUCAGACCCAUCUGCUUGGCAAGUAAUGCAAGUCAAUUCAACGACGGCAUCUCGUGCUGGAUCAGCGGCUGGGGCAGACUGGGGGCUGAAGAGCCAAAUGUGGGCUUUGAAAGGCUACAAGAGGUUGAGGUUCCAAUAGUUGGAAACAACCAAUGCCGCUGCAACUACGCUCUGUUCGACAUUGCGGUCAACAGCAAUAUGUUAUGUGCUGGGGAGGAGGGUAAAGGAGCAUGCCAGGGUGAUUCAGGCGGUCCCGUGCAAUGUAAACAAGGCUCAAGGUGGAUCCAAGCGGGCCUGGGCAGUUUCGGAAUACCAUGCGCUAACGAGGGUUUCCCAGAGGUGUUUGCUCGCGUGUCGUUUUUCCAGGACUGGAUUACAGCGCAAGUGGAGGGGGCCAACAUUAGUUUUGUAACCUACACCUCGCGCGGUGUUGACCAUGACGCCAACUUUGUAUGUCUAUCAUCAUCCACGACACUUCUUUCGAGUCUUAGCCUCUUGCUCUUGGUACUGACUAUACAGGCGUUGUGACUUAGUUAUGACACAAUGUUACUGAUUUUAUGAAAAAAAAAAAUGAUAAUAUGAAAAA